AUGAGUGACCCACCUGAUGUCAUAGCGGCAACGCGGAACUCACUGGAUGUACUCAGUGAUAUUUUCAGAAACGAGGAUGCAUCGCUAAUCAUACAGACGUACCCCCUCGAGGUAAUCAAACGCGUUGUAAACGAAAUAACAAUGUUCCUCGCGGAGUUCACGCACCAUGCCAGGGAAUACAGGGAUGGGCUCACGUUCUCGCCACAUGACACAAAAAAACUUUUCAAGUAUAAACUACUCAUGGACUACUAUGCACUCUGCUAUAUGGAGGCAUCCAAAAAUUUUUACCUCUACAAUACACAUCGGAUAAAUAGGGUCAAGGAGAUGGCGGUAACUUAUAACGGUCUCUACGAUGUCAUACCUAUGAACAUCAUUGAACGACUCUCUGAUCAGGAGGCGGCAUACCUCAGAGACACGUGCAAUGCUAUCAUCAAAACUCCAAUGCCAUACAGAGCGAAAAGCUACAGCAUUGUCGCAGUUUUGAAGGAUAUCGUCACAGACGACAUCGCCGACAGAAGCAAUCCCUUCAUGCGCUAUUACGCUAAGGGGACAAAACUUACUGUACCAACCGAUCUAGCUGAACUUUUGGUACACUCCAGCUGGAUCAAAAUUAUCAAGAUGAAGUUAUAA
Messenger RNA from Babesia sp. Xinjiang, 630 nucleotides. RefSeq lists its product as uncharacterized. The record is from RefSeq and is a predicted model, not a curated record. Bases 1 to 630 code for a protein of 209 amino acids. The transcript has a single exon. NCBI's taxonomy places the organism in Eukaryota, Apicomplexa, Aconoidasida, Piroplasmida, Babesiidae.